AAAAAUGUGGCUAGAAUGUCCGGCCUGUCCGAAAUCAAGUUACCCGUGCUAUACACGAAAGGCAGCAGUGGCAGCAGUAGCAGCAGUGGCAGUAAUAGAGGUGGUAACAACAAUAACAACAACAACAACAAUAUCAAUGGUGCGAAACCUAAGAACAAUAAGUCAAGUGCCAAGAAGAUGACCGCAUCAAAAUCCAUCGUUCAAUCGGUAGACGGAUGUACGGGAAAUGGAUCUUUGGAAAGUGUCCAAGUAGAAUCAUCAUUUUCAAGUCCUGUAAGAUCUCGUAACGUUUACUAUUCUCCUAGAAGGGUUACCAAUCAGAAUUUAGAUACUACAACGAUUAAAAAGUCACCCAGGAGGUGUGUACAAUUAGACGAUCGACAGUAUUCGCAAAAUAGUUCGAAUCGUUCGCCAAGAAGACGAGAAUUAUCCUUCUCCGAAGAUUUUGAUCAAGACGAGAUGGGUUUGACUUUUGAUUUUUAUUCAAGAAACGCGGAAAACAACGAACCAUGUUUGUCAUUUCUCAAAUUCGAAUCUCUUUACACUAUGGAGAAACAAAUGUUGAUGCAACCACAGCAUUGUAUUCCUCGUUUGGAAGGAAAAAAUGUUUUUCUUGGUAGCAGGCGAGGCUUAUACACCGAAUUACCGGAUUUGGAUCCGUUGAUCCAACAGCGACAGUAUCACCAGCAACAAAUUGGUCCGAUUGGCCCAACCAACAAACUGGCCUCUCAAUUCCCAGUGGAAGGCUUCAGUUACGCACCGGGUUGGGCUCUUAAUGCUGAUCAUUUUUAUCAAUGGCAACAUCGAGGAAAAACAACUCAGCAGAUUUACACCGACUGGGCGAAUUAUUAUUUGGAACGUGGUGGUUCUAAGAGACGAGUUUCCGAUCUCCAAGCCGAUCUUUGCGACGGUGUCCUUCUUGCCGAUUUGGUGGAAGCAGUCACGAAUCAAAAAGUGAUCGACGUUAAUCGAAAGCCCAAGAACGUUCAACAAAUGGUCGAGAACGUAAACUUGUGCGUUGGAGCGCUCCGAGCGCUGGGGGCAGACGUGGGGGCAGUGAAUCCUGGAGAACUAGCAGCAGGAUCAACCCUUUGGCCGGUCCUCGCCCUGUUAUUCGCCCUCUCGCGCUACAAGCAAAGAGCGAAACAACUGCAGGAUAUGCCUAGAUUACCAUCACCGUACAACAAACAAUCGGGUGUCGGUGGUUGUGCUGGGGUUGGUCCAGGGAGUGCCACGAGCAUACCCUUACCUGCUACGGUGGCUGCAACGAGACGAUGUCCUCCAGACAAAGUAAGACCAGUUCCAACACCCACGCAUCAGUCUCCUCUCGGAGGUCUGAAGCAAGGGAAUGGUGGCGUGGGGAGUGCAAGCAGUUCGAGGAGUACCAGUCCAAGUCAACAACAGACAACCCAGACCGGUCUGUCCUUCAUUCCACAGCCCAGAAGUCAAAACACGAAUCGACAAGGCACUGGCGGCACCCCAAGUCCUAGAACGUCAGCCGUGGGCAGACCGAGUGGUAUUAGGACAACAACACAAGCAUGUCCGUAUUCCAGUAGCGGAAGCUCCACAGGGCAAAACAAAAACUCUGUUCUAGACAAGUUCAAGCUCUUCAACAACAAAGAUAAAAAUCAAGAGAGAGGAAAGGCCACGUCGGGCGUAUCGAAGCGUACGUCGAGCUCGUCCGGUUUUUCCUCGGCACGCUCGGAACACUCGGACAGUUCUACGUCGCUCUGCGAUCAGAGUAAGAUCCAAGUUGAACCACCGAAGAGUCGGGUAUUGAAGUCUAAAUUACAAUCGAGUAAGCAGACGACAAAACAAGCCAGUCCGAAGACGAUUAGGAAGGAACAGAAUAAAACGCAGAGUAGUAAGAUCGCUCGUACGAAAGCGUCGAUACCGGAGAAGUUGACGGGUUAUAGUAAUUUGCCGGUAGACGAUGUCAAGAAGGAAAGUGGCAAAAUCGCGAACGUCUGUGCUAAACUACCCAUGGACAAGAAGACCUCGAACUUGCAGGAUUUAUUGAAAAAUCAUUCGUCUACGCAAUCACAAAAAACAAACAAUCCAACGGUGGUGACAACGCCGUCCAAACAAAUCAGCCAACAAGAAAGUAAAAAUAUUUCUAACUCUAGUAGGAAUGAAUUACCGAUCAAACAGACAACGCCUCGACCGAAGAUGGAGCUUCCUGGGAAAAUAACAGAUCCAAAAGUUCAUUUACAGGCACUCAAGGUACCUCCCAACGGAGUCAACAAGGAUAUGCUCAUGCAGAAGAAUUUGUUGCCAAACGCAAACGGAAUCAUAUCACGAACGGAUCAGGAAGAUGCAAACGUUACAAAUAUGCGAAACAAUCCUAGUCCGUUCGAUCGACAUACGCAGUGUAUGAACCAAGCAAAUCUUCCGUACGAAAGGAUAGUUGAAAAGGAAAUGGACAUUAACGUUGGUGAGUCGAAUAUGGAAGAUCGAAAGCAGGACUCUUCGAUCUCGGAAACUUUAUCCGGUUCUCCAUGGAAAAUGCAAAACGCGACGACUCACGAAGAAGAGAAGAUAAUUAAGGACUCCCCGGAGGUGGAGGAAGAAGAGGAAGAGGAUGUGAAAAUAAACGGUUUGCCUGUUUCAAAUGAGUCGACACCUGGCUCGUCUCGAGAUGAUCCGAGAGGGCGAUCCAACUCGGAGAACAAAGAUUUGACGGUCAAGGACGAAAGCAUGAAUUCUGAACCACCUACUAGUCAAGUACAAAAUACGAACGUUCAUGUACACGUAUUCCCGCAAGGAAAGCAAAUACUAGGUGGUCCAUUUCAAGGACCAACAUUAUCCGUUACCGGUCCAUGUUCUAGUAUUCCUAAACCAACUGCUUUAGUGAAGGGUACUUCUAAACCACCUAAAGAAAAUAACGGGCCAAGCAUGCCGACCCCGACUAAACUCAAGGGCGAGAUUUUGCAUCGAGCCAAGCUCGACCCGAAUACGGUCGCGAUGGUAUCACCGAUGCCAAGUAUCUCAGAUCUUAUGUCUGAGAGCUCUCACAGCAAUUCCAAUAGCACGGGCCAGAGCAAUUCUAGCGACAGCAGUGUCAUUUAUCGACCAAGCAGCGAAAGUGGUAGUGAAAUAAAGACGAUACCUAAUCGAAAGAUAGACACGACCUUCGAACAAAUGGAAAAGGUUUUAUCUGAAGGUUCAACGUGCGGCAGCGGGAGCGGCGGCGGUGGUGGAGGUUCGUUGGCCGACGACGAAGCCGAGAUGACCGUGAAGCCUAUGCAACCUCUUCUUCGUGGUUACACGCCUGGUGCCAGAGCUCUGCAGACCCUGCCGAGUAGAACGACGGCGCGACAAUACACGAUUCUUCAUUCCUCCUCUCAUCAUCACGUCUCUCACGAUUACGCGGACAUUGACAUAGCCUCGGGUUAUCUCAGCGACGGCGAAGUUCUCCGAGGUGGUAUGAGCGUCGGGAGUAGGACUCUCUCCGAUCUUUGCGACGGUUACAUGUCGGAAGGUGGUGCUUCCUUGUACGCGCGUAGGAUCAAUCCCGCAUACGGUCACGAUCGCGAGAGGUACGUAGGUGGCUCGCGACGAGAAUUGUCCGGGGUUAAGGAACUGGUGAGCUCACGGAGGGUGCAGAAAAGACCGUCGGCGAACGCUGUAAGAUCGGAUGGGGCUGGAGGAGGCUGCAUCGUUGGUGGUGCUGUCGGUGGAGGUAACCUCGUUGGAGGAGCAGGAGCCCUGUUAGGUGCUUGCAGUGGUGGCAGCGACGCUUUGGCCGAACUCACCAUCGAGGAGCUGGCCUCAAUUCCGGCCGGAAAUCACACCUCCGCCAAUCACACGGGUCAUUCCACUCAUCACAAGAAAGUGCCGGGUGGCGGUGGCGUGAUCGUGGGGGGUGGCGGUAGUUCGGCCACCCCCCAAGGCGCGCAACAGAGUAACAACCUGGUAUAUCGUGUGGUGAGUUCGAGGCAUCCCGGUAGUGGUCAUCAUCCUCACACGAAAAAAUCCGAUAGCUCCCAACAGACCGAAAGUUCGGCUUUUAAGCAUCAGCAACAACAACAGGGAUCCAACGGUUCGUCCAACAGUAGCUCGAAUAGCCAGCAAUGGAGAAAGUACAUAGAAGCAGGUGCAGCGAGAGACAGAGAGAGAGACAAGGAGGGCACACCAACAAGCCCUAGUCCCUCCAGACGAUCCCAGGAUAAACAUCGGAAACAGACCAUGGCCGAAUAUGCGAAUGGCGAGAAAGCACAAAAAGUUUCCUCGGGAACGUCAACCGGCAAUAGUAGUAACAGUAGUGGCAGCAGCAAUAAAGUCAGAGGAGUUCCCCAGAGUUUUGGAUACGUGAAACGACACAGUGCUGGUACCAGUCCUAGUCCGAACGGUGUUCAGAAUGGUAGCAAAGAUGCGGCAACGAGAACAGCUCAAGUCAGUGCGGUUCCGAGAACAAAGGUUAAAGUAUCCGGUGGAACUCAAACGUGCACCACAGAACUACAAGCAAAUUCAUCGAGUUCCAAUCAAGGUCAUCAUUACAAAAGUUACAGUCUUACCGGACCGAGUGCUAGUCAACUAUCUCAAUCUGUUCGCGAUCGUCUGAUGCUCGGUUCACAGAGUCUUCCGAAACCAGGAAGUCCCGAAUUCACAGCUCUCUUUGCCGCGGCUCAUUACCGUGAAAGAGGAGCUGGUGGAGGACCCGUGAACGCCUCCUUUUCACCUCGCGUAUUAAAACCCUCCGAUGGAAGUCUCAGUGAUACCUGUAGCAAUUAUGCCGCUCCUGAUCUUCCAGGUUAUUACACUCCUAAUAGUCCUUACGCUACAUCCUGGAUGAGGCACAGCAAUACUUAUACUCCUAGUGGACGUUCGCAAGGUAUGGGAUUAUGCGAAGCCGACAGUGUAGAAUCUCUAGGAUCGCAUAGAGCGAGCUUAACUCAUGCUCGACUGCUGAUGCAUCAGAGGGACUCUACGGGAUCACCAGCUCCGCCGAGACUGAAUAGGAGUAAUUCAAUUAGCCAUCUACGGGACAGGACAUUUCCAAGAUCCACUAAAAGCGAGAAAAUGUAUCCGUCAAUGCUAGCACGAGGGAGCGGUACAUCAUCGUCUGUUGGCGAGGAAGCUGGUAUCGGAAUGGGUAUUGUCGUGGGCGUAGAACCAUACUACAGUGUCCCGGUUGGCUCAGCGGGAUGCACCGGUCAACAUUGGUCUCAACCAACUUCCCCAACACCAACCCAUACAUCUCGACAGCCACCUAAUUUGUAUCAACAUGUACACAAAGACGAUGAUAUACACGGUUCUUCCGUAUCCCUCGUGUCAACAGCUAGCAGUCUUUACAGUUCGGCGGAAGAAAAACAGGCACACGAAUUGAGAAAGUUACGAAGGGAAUUAUUGGAUGCUCAAGAGAAGGUUCAUUCUUUGACCAGUCAACUAUCAACCAACGCACAUGUUGUAUCAGCUUUCGAACAGUCCUUAUCGAACAUGACGCAACGAUUACAGCAACUCACAGCGACAGCUGAAAAAAAGGAUUCCGAAUUACAAGAGUUACGGGAAACAAUCGAGAGGCUUCGAAAGCAAAGCGCGGAGGCUGGAUUAAACAACGGACCAGGAGGAUCAGGCAAUAGUGGACGUCGGCAUACUCUUGGCGAUUCGGAUUCUGGUAAUACAGGAUGUACCGGUGGGGGUGGUAAUGGUGGACAUCAUCAAGGUUCUACAAUGGCAAGACAAUUGUCGGCGGACAGUGUCACUUCGCUCAAUUCUUUGAGCAGUGCUUGUUCCGCGAGUAGUAGUCAUCAGAAGAAGAAGGGUUGGUUGCGUAGCUCCUUUUCAAAAGCAUUCUCCAGGUCGCGAAAGAACAGGCAUGGUUCAGUUUCCGAUGCCGAGGAUUGCAAAGACGGUGCUAGUGGAGAAUUGAGCGUUCCAAAUAGCCCAAGAUUACCGACGGCAUCGAAACACGAAAACACGAGGAACCAAAGUGGCACCAGGAGCAACGGACAAAAAUCACCAGAAGCUGAAAAUCCUCUUACCGGUAGCAAGAGUAGCUCUGCAUUGUAUAAAAAGGAGGACGAGGAUGUGGACGAAUUGAAGAAACAACUUAGAGAAAAGGAUCUCGUUCUCACGGAUAUCAGAUUGGAAGCACUCUCCUCGGCCCACCAAUUAGAAUCGCUAAAGGAUACAGUCAUCAAGAUGAGAAACGAAAUGCUCAAUUUGAAACAAAACAACGAACGUCUACAGCGGCUGGUCACAUCGAAAUCUCUUACAUCCUCGCAAUCGUCUCUCCCGAGCGAUCCCGACAGGCGUUUCAGCAUGACGGAAGUAGCCUCAAGCGUUGCUGCCCUUUCCAACGGGGAGAGUAGUUCAACUGCGGAUCAAUUAGAAGAUCUCAAUGUACCGGAGCAUUCUGUCGUACCAUCAGCGACUUCAACUACGACCACGGAGCCAGCAUUAGACCAUGACACCGAUGGAAAGAGAAUUAAUGUAGCUGUAUAUCUUGGGAGUGAAAAAAAUUUCAAUUACAAUCUAAUAUCUAGUAAUACCUCGGAUAGUGGCAUCAUCGGCGAACCUCCGCAUUGUGUUAUCGCUAACGUUUGCAUCAGUAAUAAAACCAGCUGGGAUGCAUUGGACUCGAUCGUACGACGAUGUUUUAAAGAAUACGUAUCAAGAGUUGAUCCCGUUACGAAUUUAGGUCUUGGUAUUGACUGUGUCGCCGCUUAUCAUCUUGGUGAAGCUUCAAGGUGUACGACGGAUUCUCAACAUCCGGAAUUACUACCGUGCGGUUAUUUAAUAGGACACGUGAAAACAAUUUAUCUGGUGCUCUCUGGUUACUCUUGGCUCGCUAUCGACACUUUAAUACCACGUUCUAUUGUUCAACGACUAAUAUCUCUCUUAACGGAACAUCGCAGAGUUAUUCUUUGUGGACCUAGCGGUACCGGUAAAAGUUACCUGGCAGGGAAACUGGCUCACGCUCUCGUAGAUGCAGAUACAGACUCGAAAGACGCGGCUGCCGUAGCCACCUUCAUAGUUGACCACAAAUCAAGCAAAGAACUUAAACAAUACCUCGCUCAUAUCGCUGAAAGAUGCGACUCAAACGCAGCCGAUGAAUUACCGAGAGUAAUCAUUUUGGAGAAUCUUCAACAUGCCGCCUCUCUUGGUGAACUUUUCAGUGGUCUUCUCGGUACCAGACACUCAUCCUGUCCAGCAAUCAUUGGAACCAUGAGUCAGGCUACUUGUAGUACCACAAAUCUUCAAUUACAUCAUAAUUUUAGGUGGGUACUAUGCGCCAAUCACAUGGAACCGGUUAAGGGAUUUUUGGGCCGUUACCUCAGGCGAAAGCUACUCGAACACGAGUUACGUGAAUCAGGUGGCACGAGAAACGCAGAAAUGGCCGCCGUUGUCGAAUGGCUACCACGCGUCUGGCUACAUCUUAAUAAGUUCCUAGAAACGCACAGCAGUUCCGAUGUAACGAUAGGUCCUCGACUCUUUCUUUCUUGCCCUAUGGAAGUGGCAGGUUCUCAAGUUUGGUUCACGGAUUUGUGGAACUAUUCUGUAAUACCGUAUCUGGUUGAGGCUGUCAGAGAAGGCCUAACGUUGUAUGGAAGACGCGCAAGUGGGAGUGGAAAUGGCGAAUCCACAUGGGAAGAUCCUGCACAAUUUAUUACCUCCAGUUAUCCGUGGAUCUCGACACACGCUGUACACGGUGGUAGUGAUGCUCUUCUUCGUUUAAGGCCCGAGGACGUUGGUUAUGACGUCGUUACCUCUGGUCAUACCUCAGGCGUAGGUGCGUCUAGUGUAAAGAGCCUCGGAAGUACACACAGCGACACCGAAGGAGAUCCUCUUUUGAACAUGCUGAUGAGACUUCAGGAAGCAGCUAAUUAUACAAGUACACAUAGCAAUGACAGCGAUUCCGUUACUUCGCUCGAUUCUUCUCAUACUCGACAUUCGGAGGACUUGAGUUCCUCGACGUCAUCGUCAAGGGGCGUAGAAUCUGCGCUCUGAAAGAUAAGUCGUGCGAAAUCAAAAAUACGACUCGAGAGUAAUAUUUAGGAGAUAAUCGCCAUCGUACAUACGACGAUUAAAAAAUUAUGAAAUAAUAUUAAGUCAAGUAAUCGAGUAUUGAACAGAGAACCCGAGAUAGGUGAGCGAUGUGAUUUGAAAAAUUUUUCUACGAAAAAAAGGUGUCGUAUAACAUACCCUGGCGCGACAUAUUUCCAACGUGAAAAUUACUGAUGUUAAUGUAUGUAUAAUCAUACCAAUAUUAUUAUAUAUUCUCGGCCAUCCAAUAACUAUGUAUGAUACGACUACCGUACAGGAAAUUUCAAUUCCUUUGUUUUUUGUUAAUUAUUCUUUCUUUCCUUUGUAUUCUUUUUUUUGUAUUCUUCAAAGUAACUGCAUUUAAAUUGCAUGCAAAAUAAUGUCUCUCGUAUACAUUGAAAAAAUACAUUCAGUACCUAUGGUUGGCCUAUAUCUAAGUUCUACGUGCGUCGAGCACUUUGGUGUGAUAUUUAAUUAAAUAAGUAAAUGACAAGUAUAUAAGAGAUAUAAUUCCGUGUUUUUUCCGAACAAUAAUGAUCAUGCGGAGAUAAAUAACGUAAAUAACAUCUCUAUGCAAUGCAAUACUCAAUGCUGCCGUUACCGAAGUACGAAUUUCUUUUGAAUGAAUGCAUUUCUACGAUCGAGUUUGUUAUACGAAAAUCGUAUAGUACAGCCUAUAAAAAAAAAAAAGAAAAGAAAAGUGAUAUACUCAAAAGUUUUGCUGGUAUACAGUAUUAUCAUAGAACGUAGAAAGAUGGACUAAUAAUGAUCUAAGCGAAGAUGUAGGAAUGGCAGAAGUCGCUAUUCCACUCGUCCACUAUUUUCAGGUAAUCUAUAAUCUAUGUUUUCUUAGACGGAUCUCAUGGACGGAUGGUUCGAUGCAGCAUAUAUAUGUAUUUGUUUCGCACUCGAGAACGCGAAGCAAUUUGAGAUAAUCGUGCGCGCGAGGAUAGUCUAUUUAUACAUACUUUGCUACGAAAGCUCUAUUUAAUUAAAAAAGAACAAAAAUGUUACUAUAUAUAAUAUACACGCGUAUAUACGUCUCUCGACUAUACGCAUUCGUACACAUGACAAGUUAAUACACUUUACAUACAUAUACAUACACGUAACACGCAUGCGCCUGACAUAUACAUACACAUAUACACUUACAUACGCGGAUAAUGGCGCUAAAAUAUGUAUUAUGAACAAACAAAAAAAAUGAAUAAUAAUUAUUCGAUAAAAAAUGUGAGUAAUUCUGGUCAUGUAAUGUUGUAAAUAAAGUAUAUAAGGGUUAUUAUGCGAAGACGUUAAAGGAAAAAAGGAGCUUAUGUGGAAACUUGACUCGAAGUUUGGUACCAUAAGCUUUUAUUGAGAUUUCUUGUGGUGAACAGAAAGGAAAGUAAUCAUAUACUGCAACAUUACGCCGAAUUUGUAGUUUCUCUUUCACUCCCACAAGUUUCUCUUUACUGCUAAGUCCCAACAAGUACCACGAGCUACAUUCGCUAUAUACAUAUUGUACAUGUUAUCGAGCUGAGAAAACAUUCUCAGAUCCCAAUCUGUGACACGAACUUUAAAGUAUGUUAACGAUUAUACAAUCGUAUUAACAGGUUUUUUACGUUUGUACCGUAUUUAUACGCUGUACGGCGCUACAUCCAAAAUUUAUCCAAAUAAUGGUAAUUAUUGUGACAUAAAAUAAACCACAUUAAACUCUAA
Polistes dominula (European paper wasp) is the source of this 9681-nucleotide messenger RNA. It is a transcript of the gene sick, whose product is annotated as sickie. The record is from RefSeq and is a predicted model, not a curated record. Gene Ontology annotation, biological process: nervous system development; neurogenesis. NCBI's taxonomy places the organism in Eukaryota, Metazoa, Arthropoda, Insecta, Hymenoptera, Vespidae. Gene Ontology annotation, molecular function: protein binding; ATP hydrolysis activity.